This is a messenger RNA of Conger conger (European conger), 15152 nucleotides long. It is a transcript of the gene dchs1b, whose product is annotated as dachsous cadherin-related 1b. Gene Ontology annotation, molecular function: calcium ion binding. The record is from RefSeq and is a predicted model, not a curated record. Lineage: Eukaryota; Metazoa; Chordata; Actinopteri; Anguilliformes; Congridae. Gene Ontology annotation, biological process: homophilic cell-cell adhesion. The coding region runs from base 1 to 9867 and encodes 3288 amino acids. Gene Ontology annotation, cellular component: plasma membrane. The transcript has 21 exons.
AUGGCGGAAGGCCUGCGGAGGCCGGGGGUCUGGAGGACAGCGCUACUGUUCCUGGCGGUCCUGACCGCCCGCUGGUCGGCGGUUUCGGGCACUCUCGAGCUCCAGCUGGACGAGGAGCAGCCGGCGGGGACCAUCGUGGGCGACAUCAGCGCAGGCCUGCCGCCCGGGGUCACCGCCUCGCUCUACUUCAUCUCCGACCACGACGGCACGGGCGUGGGCAGCGACCUGCACAUCGACGAGACCACCGGCAUCAUCAAGACCGCCAAGGUGCUGGACCGCGAGGCGCGGGACCGCUACAGCUUCAUCGCCGUCACCAUGACCGGGAUCACCGUCGAGGUCACCGUGGUGGUCAACGACAUCAACGACCACUCCCCGCAGUUUCCCAAGAAGAAGGUCGUGUUCAAGAUCCCCGAGCAGACGGCGGUGGGCACCCGGUUCUCCCUGGAUCCGGCGUCAGACUCCGACGAGGACCAGCUGACCACUCAAGGAUACCUCAUCAAAGACGGCAACAUUGGCCAGGCCUUCCGUCUGGAGACUAAGAGAGGCGCCAACAAGGUUCUGUACCUGGACCUGGUGGUCAACGCCGUCCUCGACAGGGAGAAACGCUCGUCCUACUCCCUGGUCAUCGAGGCCUUCGACGGGGGCUCCCCCAAGAAGACCGGGCAGAUGCUUCUGGAGGUUUCCGUCCAGGACAUAAACGACCACGCGCCCGUCUUCAACCAGAGUCGCUACCACGCCUUCAUCUCCGAGAACCUGCCGCUGGGCAGCAACAUCCUUCAGGUGUUCGCCACGGACGCAGACGAGGGGGACAACGGCCUGGUCCUGUACGAGAUUAACCGCCGGCAGAGCGACCCCGAGCGCUACUUCGCGAUCGAGCCUCGCUCCGGCGUCAUCGCGCUCAACAAACCUCUGGACUACGAGGAGAGGAAGGUCCACGAGCUGGUGGUGCAGGCGCGGGACAACGCCUCUCAGCCCGAGGUCACCAACGCCUUCGUCACCAUUCACGUGCGCGACUUCAACGACAACCAGCCCACCAUGACCAUCAUCUUCCUCAGCGAGGACGGGACGCCGCGAAUCUCCGAGGGGGCCCAGCCCGGCCAGUACGUGGCCCGGAUCUCCGUCACCGACCCGGACUACGGCGAGUACGCCAACGUCAACGUGUCCCUGGAAGGAGGGGACGGGAAGUUCGCCCUCACCACCAAGGACAGCAUCAUCUACCUCAUCUGUGUGGACCAGAUCUUGGACCGCGAGGAGAGGGACUCGUACCAGCUCAGGGUCAUGGCCACCGAUUCCGGGACACCCCCUUUGAGGGCUGAGUCAUCCUUCACCAUCCAGGUGAUGGACGUCAAUGACAACCCGCCCCUCUUCGACCAACAGGAGUACAAGCACGCCAUCCCGGAGGUGGUCUACCCGGGAAGCUUCGUGCUCCAAGUCACCGCCCGGGACAAAGACCAGGGUCCAAACGGUGACGUCCGCUACAGCAUCCUACGGGACGCGGGGACCCACUCCGACUGGUUCGCCAUCGACCCCGACACGGGCAUCAUCACCACCGCCGCCCAGCUGGAUUACGAGACCGACCCCAGGCCCAGCGUUACCGUGGUAGCCACGGACGGCGGGAGGCCGCCGCUCUCCUCCACCGCCGUGGUCAACGUCAUCCUGCAGGAUAUAAACGACAACGAGCCUGUUUUCGGGAGCAGCACCUACAACGUGUCCAUCAAGGAGAACACCUCGGCUGGGACCUGCUUCCUCCAGGUGACGGCGUCCGACGCGGACAGAGGCUCGUUCGGCUCCGUCUCGUACUCCCUGGGGUCGGGGGGCGACGGCGGGAGCCCCGCCCAGUUCACCGUCGGCAAGGAGACGGGGCAGAUCUGCACCAGCGUGGCGCUGGACCGGGACCAGGGCCCGGUCAGCUACGAGUUCACCAUCACCGCCGUGGACGGGGGAGGGCUGAGCUCGGUGGCCUUGGUGACGGUUCAGCUCCAGGACAUCAACGACAACAGGCCCACCUUCUACCCGCUGCACUACGCCGUGAGCCUGAGCACCCAGAGCACGCCCGGGACCUCCGUCGCCCGGGUGACGGCCUACGACCCCGACGCGGGGGAGAACGGCAGGGUGACUUACCGCACGGUGCAGGGCGGGAGCUCCAGCUACUUCACCCUCAACAAGGACACGGGCGUGAUCUCCCUGUCGCGCUCCCUGCACGGGAAGGCCAACUCGGUCAUCCCCAUGGUGAUCUCGGCGCAGGACGGGGGCGGGCUGACCGCCCCGGUGAACGCGCGGGUGAACAUCAGCGUGGUGGCCGGCUCGGUGGCGCCCCCUGUCUUCGAGCAGGCGCAGUACUUCUUCGCCGUGACGGAGGACGCCAUGCGCGGGACGGUGGUGGGCCUGGUCCGGGCGAACAGCCGCAACGGCGCCUCCAAAGACGUCUCCUACACCAUCUCCUCCGGCGACCCUGACGGGUACUUCACGGUGGACCCAGAGUCGGGCGCCCUGCGGACCAGCCUGCCCCUGGACCACGAGGCCCGGUCCUCCCUGGACCUGGAGCUGCAGGCCCGGUCGGGCUCUCCCCCGGCCUACGGUCAGACCCGGGUCCGGAUCACGGUGGCCGACAUCAACGACAACGCCCCCGUCUUCCUCCCCUCCUCCUCCGAGUCGCUCCUGCUGCCCGAGGCCACCAAAAUGGGAGCGGUGGUGUACCGGGUCCGGGCCCAGGACGGCGACUCGGGCCCCAAUGGGCAGGUGACCUUCGACCUGGCGUCCCCGGGCGCCCAGCGCACCUUCGCCGUGGACCGGGGCAGCGGGGAGGUGCGGCUGAUCGGCGGGCUGUCGUACGAGAGCGUCCCGCGGUACGACCUGGUGCUGACGGCCCGGGACGGCGGCGUCCCCCAGAUGAGCUCCACCUUCACCCUGGUGGUGCACGUGCAGGCGGAGGACCAGCAGGGGCCGGUGUUCGACACCCUGGUGUACCGCGUGGAGCUCCGGGAGGGGACGCCCCUCAGCACCCGCUUCCUGCAGGUCCGCGCGCUCAACCGGGAGGCCAGCGGGGCCAACGGAGGCUCCGCCCCGUCCUCCGCCUCCCCGGGGGCGCUGGCCUAUCACCUGCGGCCGGACGGGGACGCGGCGUGCUUCGGCAUCGCCCCCGACAGCGGGUGGCUGUUCGUGAAGAGCGCGCUGGACCGCGAGGCCAAGGACAUGUACCUGCUGACGGUGCUCGCCACGUCGGGCAGCGGCCGGCUCAAGCGGACGGGCAGUGCCACCGUCCGCGUCUCGGUGACGGACGAGAACGACAACGCGCCCCGCCUCGCGCAGGACCGCGCCUUCCUGGCCGUGCGCGAGAACCUCCCCGCCGGGACCGGGUUCGGGAGGGUGGCGGCCUCCGACCGAGACUCCGGCCUCAACGCUCGGCUCACCUACCGCCUCCUGCACCCCGACUCCAACUUCCAGAUCAACUCUCAGACAGGUGAGAUCAGCACCAGAGUGAUGUUGGACAGGGAGCUCCAGUCGGGGUACCAGUUGGGGGUGGUGGUUCAGGACGGGGGCACGCCCCCCCGCACUGCCACGGGCACCGCCCACAUCACCGUGCUGGACGACAACGACAACGCCCCCACCUUCACCCACGCCCCCGGGGGAGAGCUUCUGCUGCAGGUGAUGGAGGGCCAGGCCCCUGGAUUCCUGCUGGGGGCCCUGCAGGCCAAAGACAUAGACGAGGGAGAGAACAGCACCGUGAUCUACUCCCUGUCUGGCCCCCGGCUGGAGCGCUUCUCUCUGAACCCCAACACGGGAGAGCUGCGGACCUCUUCGCCCCUGAGCCAGGCCGAGAGGGCGGAGUACAGCUUCACCGUGACCGCCACGGACCGCGGCAUGCCCCCCCAAAGCACCGACUGCACCCUGACCAUACAGGUUCUGAGUUCCAAGAAGGCUGCCCCAAAACCCAACACCCUCUCCAUGACCCUCACCGCGGUGGAGGGGGCCAAGCCGGGCUCCGUCGUCGGCUCGGUCCGGUCGCGCGACCAGCAGAAGGUUCCGGAGGACGGCCAGGUGACCUACGUGGUGGUGGGCGGCACGGACCGGGACGGCACGUUCAUGGUGGACCGCCUGACGGGCGACGUGUACCUGACCCGGGAGCUGGACUACGAGCGGGGCGCGCGGUACUCCCUGCGCGUGGAGGUGGACGACUUCUCCACCGCCUAUCCCAGCAGCCACCUGGUGCAGCUCAGCAUCGAGGUGCAGGACAGCAACGACCACGCGCCCCAGUUCCCCGAGGACCCCGUCACCGUGGUGGUGCCCGAGAACAUGGAGCCCGGCUCCUCGGUCUACACCUUCCAGGCGGUGGACCGGGACGGGAGCGGGCCCAACAGCGAGGUCCGCUACUCCAUCCAGCACCGCUGGCCCGACGCCCCCGACCUGCUGCUCCUGGACCCCGUCACCGGGGUGCUGACGCUGGGCGGGCCGCUGGACCACGAGGCCGCCUCCAGCCUGGUUCUGGUGGUGCGGGCCACGGACUCUGCGCCCGACCCGGGCCAGAGGCGCUGGGGCUCGGUGACGGCGCGCGUCUUCGUGACGGACGAGAACGACAACGCGCCCGCGUUCGGCUCGCCCGCCGCCGUCAGCGUGAUGGAGGACCAGCCGGCCGGGUUCGUGGUGCUGUACGUGAUGGCGCGGGACGCCGACCGCGGGGAGAACGGCCGCGUCACCUACCGCAUCCGGGACGGGAAUGCCGGGGCCCGAUUCAGCCUCAACCCCAACACAGGUUCCCUCACCAUCCUGAAGGCCCUGGACCGUGAGGAGCAGGCGCUCUAUAACCUGACCGUCGUCGCCGAGGAUCAUGGGACGCCGCAGCACUCCACCACCCAGCUGCUGUCCAUCCAGGUGAUCGACGUCAACGACGAGGUGCCCUGGUUCCAGAAGAGCGAGUUCGAGGCCCAGGUCUCCGAAAACCAGGGGCCCGGAACCACCGUGCUGACCGUGACCGCCUCCGACCGGGACCAAGGGACCAACGGUCAAGUGACGUACGGGGGCAUCGUGGAAGAGGGGUUCACCAUCGACCCAGAAACGGGGGUCAUCUCCACCACCAAAACCCUGGACAGGGAGGCGCAGGACCGCUACACUGUGACAGUCUAUGCAAAAGAUGGCGGGCUUCCACCGAACUUCUCCAAGGCGACGGUGAGGAUUGAGGUUCUGGACGAGAACGACAACGCCCCAGUCUUCAGCAGGGCCCUCCACAGCCUUGAGGUCCCCGAAAAUCAGGAGCCGGUGGCCCUGUUCACCCUGAGGGCCACAGACCAGGACGCAGGGGACAGCGGGAAAGUAGAGUACAGGAUCACAGCGGGUGACGCUGCAGGGGACUUCCUGCUGGACAGCAGCACCGGACAGCUGUCUACGGCCCGGUCUCUGGACCGGGAGAGCAGGGCCGGCUACACGCUGACGGUCGUGGCCCAGGACCGCGGCCCCGCCCCUCUGAGCAGCACCGCCACGGUGGAGGUGACCGUCCUCGACGUCAACGACAACAGCCCCAAAUUCCCCAGCGCCGCCUACGCCGCCGACGUGGGGGAGGACGCCGCGCCGGGCUCGCCCGUGCUGGAGGUGACGGCGGGCGACGCGGACGAGGGGGAGAACGGGCGCGUCCAGUACUUCCUGUCCAGCGAGUCGGCGGGGACGUUCGCCGUCGACCAGGACUCGGGCCGCAUCACCGUGGCGACGGCGCUGGACCGCGAAAAACGGGCCUCCUACGAGUUCCUGGUGGAGGCGGUGGACUCCUCCCCCGCCGGGCCGCGGAACAGCAGCGCCCGCGUGACGGUCAACGUCCUGGACGUCAACGACAACGCCCCCUUCUUCAUCCAGGACCCGCUCGUCAUCAACGUCUCCAGCAGCGGCGUCUCGGCCAAUCAGGUGGUGGCCACCAUGAAGGCCGAGGACAAGGACUUCGGCGCCAACGGCUCCGUGUUCUACCGAUUCGCCGGGCCGGUGCGCGGGUUCGCCAUCAACUCUCUGACCGGCCAGAUACAGGUGACAGAGAAGCUGCAGUCCCUGACGCAGAGCCAGCGCACCCUCAUCGUGGAGGCCAUGGACCAGGGCAGCCCCGCCCAGUCCUCCCUGGGGGUGGUGCUCAUCUACGUGCGGGAGCAGGAGUACAGGGGCAUCCGCUUCUCCCGAAACGCCAGGGACGUCAGCCUGCAGGAGAACGCCAGCACAGGCACGGCUGUGGCGCAGGCCCAGGCCCAGCACCCCGACGGCACCCGCAGGGGGAUCUCCUACAGCAUCUUCAGCGGAAACAGUCUGCAGGCCUUCCGCAUCACCACCGCCACAGGUGAGAUCGUAGUGCAGGACUCCUCCGGCCUGGACUUUGAGGACACGCCUCGACUCCGCCUAGUGGUGAAGGCGGAAACUGCGUCUUCCAGCUCCUACAUGGCCAUCAACCUCAUCCUCCAGGACGUCAACGACAACCUGCCGCGCUUCCAGCUGCAGAACUACGUGGUCUACAUGCGGGAGGCGCAGGGCUACGACAUUCCCAUCAUCCGGGUUCUAGCCGAUGACAUGGACCAGGGCCCGAACGGGCAGGUGACCUACUCCAUAAAGUCGGCCACCAGCAGCGGCCUCUUCCGGAUCGAUCCAGCCACGGGCAGCGUCACCACGGCGGCCAUCAUGGACAGGGAGAUCUGGACGCAGAUGAAGCUGGUCGUCACGGCGACGGACCGUGGCAACCCCCGAUUGGCCGGCCAGGCGACGCUCACGGUGAUCGUCGUGGACCUCAACGACAACAGCCCCACGAUCCCCCUGCCGCGGGAGAUACGCGUGGCGGAGAACACGCUGAUCGGCACGGAGAUCACCCAGGUGACGGGGAACGACGUGGACUCCGGCCCCGCCCUGUCGUACUCCCUCCAGCUGGACGCCCACUCGCAGGGGAAGUUCGGCAUCCACCGGUACGGGGGCGGAGUGUCCCUGACCGCCGCGCUCGACUUCGAGGAGAGGACCUGGUACACGCUGACCAUCCGCGCCUCCGACUCCAAGCACCAGAGCGAGGCCAACCUGACCGUGCUGGUGGAGGAUGUCAACGACAACGCGCCCAUCUUCACCCAAGAUCUCUACCAGGUAACGCUGCCCGAGCGUUCUCCACCAGGAAGUCCCGUCAUCACAGUGACAGCAACUGACCGAGACUCAGGAGACAACGGGAAGGUCCGCUAUCGAGUGAUGUCAUCGAGCAGAGAUGGCUUUUACAUCGACCCCAAGAAUGGCACCCUGUUCAUCUCCCAGGAGACGCAGUUUGACCCCGAGCGCCCCUCCGUCACCGUGGUGAUCGAGGCUCGGGACAGCGGAACCCCGGCCCUGUCCUCGGUCACCACCGUCCAGGUGCAGCUGUCCGACGUCAACAACAACGCCCCGACCUUCCACCAAUCAGAGUACAGGGCCACCGUGUCCGAGGACGGCCUCCCCGGGGCCACCAUCCUGACCCUGGAGGCCGUGGACGGGGACCUGUCGCGGGACAACUGCGGCUUCGACUUCGCCAUCGCCAGCGGCAACGCCGGGAACGCCUUCCAGAUCGAGAGCAGCGUGCGCUUCCUGGAGGGCCGGGGCUUCCAGACGGUGGGGACGCUGAUCCUGGCCGAGCGGCUGGACUUCGAGAGCGCGGCGCGCUACAACCUGACCGUGGUGGUGUCGGACCGCGGCGUCCCCCAGCGCAGCUCCAGCGUCCCCGCGGUGAUCACCGUCACCGACGCCAACGACAACGCGCCCGCGUUCGGCCGGGCGGAGUACGCGGUGGCGCUCAGCGAGGGCGCCGCGGCGGGAACCGAGAUCCUGCGUCUGACCGCCACCGACCCGGACUCGGCGCCCAACGCCGAGGUGCAGUACGCCAUCAGCUCGGGCGACGAGACGGGGCUGUUCUCCGUCGACCAGUGGACCGGGGCCCUGCGUCUGCGCCGCCCGCUCGACCGCGAACGCCGCUCCACCCACACGGUCGUGGUCCGGGCCUCGGACGGCAGCGGGAACUUCGCCCUGGCCCCGGUCACCGUGGAGGUGAAAGACGUCAACGACAACAAGCCCUACUUCCCGCUGGACACCCUGACGGCCAGCUUGCGGGAGAACCAGCCGCCCAACGCCCCCGUCACCGUGCUGCACGCCAUCGACCACGACACCGGGGUCUACGGCACGCUGCGGUACUACAUGGCGGAACGUUCCGGCGAGGGCACGGCCUCCUUCUUCGUGAACCAGACCUCCGGGGAGGUGCGCUCGCGCUUCACCUUCGACUUUGAGAAGCUCAACUCCUUCAGCUUCGUGGCUCUGGCCAUGGACGCGGGGAACUACACGGCCACCGUGACGGUGCAGGUCUACGUCACCGGGGAGGACGAGUACGACCCCCUCUUCGCCGCCUCCGAGUUCUCCUUCGAGGUGCCCGAGGGGGCGCAGAAGGGGCAGAGCAUCGGGCAGGUCCUGGCCAGCGACGAGGACGGGGGCGUGGACGGGAUCGUCCUGUACUCCAUUCCGGGCGGGUCGCCCUACUUCGACGUCAAUGCCACCACGGGCGUGGUCUUCCUGAAGAUGGACGGGUCCGGUCGCCACGGCGGUGGGGGCCGGUCCGGCGGGCGCUCCAGGAGGGAGGCGAAGCCGCCAGCGCGCACGAUGACCCUGGACGUGACGGCGCACAGCCCCCUGGACACUUCCCGCGUUUCCACCGCCCAGCUGACCAUCGAUGUGAGCCGCACGACCUUCGGCCUCCCGCCGGACGUCAACGUCCUUCUCAUCAGCAUCAUCGCCGUCUCCCUGGGCGUCAUCAUCAUCCUCAUCGCCGUCGCCGUGGCGCUGUGCCUGGUGAGGUCACGGCGGCGCAAGAAGAAGGAGCGGCAGGGGGCGCCGGCCGGGACCGCCAUGCAGAAGCUGGACGAGUCCAAAACGGCGGCCACGGGCAGCGAAAGGAUCUACCACCAGACGCUCCCGGGGUACGCCGGAGACCAGGGAGGGGCCGGCGGGGUGGGGGCCUAUCCCCGGGGGGGCUCCCUGGACCCCUCCCACUCCAGCGGACGGGGCUCGGCCGAGGCGGCGGAGGACGAUGAGAUCCGGAUGAUCAACGAGUACCCGCGCGUCUCCAGCAUCACCUCCUCCAUGCAGGAGCACAUCUCCGCCCGCGGGCCCGACUCGGGCAUCCAGCAGGACGCCGACCAGCUCUCGGACAUCUCCUGCGAGCCCGGCAUGGAGGCGGGGCAGUGGUUCAAGGGCAGGAAGCUGGGGAGCCUGAGCGGGACCAUGGGGUCGGGACAGCACCCCAUCUACCGGGACGAGGGCGGGGGCUACCUGGGGGUGGGACGGGGUCUGAACAUCCCCCAGUCCAAGGACUACGCCUUCCCCGAGGACGGCAAGCCGGCGGUGGACGGCUCGCUCACCGCCAUCGUGGCCAGCGAUGAAGAGCUCCGCGGCAGCUACAACUGGGACUACCUGCUCAACUGGUGCCCGCAGUUCCAGCCCCUGGCCAACGUCUUCACCGAGAUCGCCCGGCUGAAGGACGAGACCGCCACGCCCAACAACCUCCCCCGCCGGCCCUUCCAGCCCAAACCCAAGGUGGACCCCAAGCCCCGGAUCGACCCGCCGCCCCUCAUCACCUCGGUGGCCCACCCGGGGGCCAAGUCCGUCCCCCCGAAACCCGCCGUGAGCCGGACGUUCCCCCACCUGGCGUCCCUGCGCCGGUCCCCCAUCAGCCACGAGGGCUCCAUCUCCUCGGCGGCGAUGUCGCCCAGCUUCUCGCCGUCCCUGUCCCCGCUGGCCGCCCGGUCCCCCGCCGUCUCGCCCUUCGACGUCACCCAGGGACCGUCGGCCUCCAUGAUCAGCACCGCUGAGCACUCCAUGGACAACAGCGACGAGGCCGAGAUGAGGAUCUGAUGACGCCCGGCAGAGGCUCGUUCUCCGCCCACUCUGGAGCUCCUUAAAGAUCGCAACGGCCUGUGUGGCUGGGAAGGGAAAAGAAUACACAAAAAAAUGCAUCUUCUCACAAAAAUGCUAAUUACCUCCCAAAUGAAUACCGCUAUAAACUACAGUCAAAACAGUAGAGGCACAAUCUGCAUUUCAAGUGGCAAAGAGGUAUAAAUAAUCCGCAAAAAGACAGGAGCUACCCGUAUUAAGUAUGCAAUACAUACAUGCAAAUAAGUAUUUCAAACACACGGAUUUCAAGUAACUGCUCAUCCCUGGUGACGGUGAAGAAUGCUGGUCUCGUCCCUCACCCUGAAUGAGUGAGACCCCUGAGGACUCAAUUCAGGGGGACCUCUCUCUGCCCGCCCAACGGUGCAGCCCUACGCCUCAGUAUUCACUAUACAGUAAAUAACUGUGUUCUGUCGUUGUGUUUUGUUCUGGCUGGCCAGAGAGCUGAGGGUAAUGCUGCUUCUUAAACUGAACAGACGAGAGUCUGAACCUCUUCUGUGGUCUGUACACAUGAGGCAGGUCCACAUACGCCUGUUCUCAGCUUCCGUUUUUCACUUAAGAUCCCUUGGACAAAUGUCUUGCCGGUGUUGAAAACAUUGGGAAAUGACCUGAUAUUUGCACAUUUUGAAAGGGGAAAUUAGGACUCUUGUCAAAGUAUUGUAAGGACAAAAAAAAACAAGACACUUUUUUCAUUUUGUUUUUAUAUAUUUUUAUACAGACUUUUUUUCUGACGAGAAAAUGCCAUUGCCUCGUGUCAAGAGGUUAUCAUUUCACUACACUUGCAUAUGUGUAUAUUAGUUUGUAUGCAGCAGUAUGUAUGUAUGUCUGUAUGUAUGGUAAAUCUGUUUUUAGGAUUAUUAUUCAGUGCGUUUGUGGAAUUUUGCCAAUUGUGAUCUGUGUGACUGGAGAACUCUCAUGUGUUUUGAUAAUUAUUUAUAAAGAAAAAAAAGAGACUGAUAAUGAACUGCUAAUGAGAUCAGUGUUUGGAGAGCUGUAUAGUAUCAUGUGAUGUUACUUUUUUGUUCAUUUAAAAAAAAAAAAACAAUACAAUUGCAGCUAACCUCUUUGAGGAAAAAAAAUGGAGGUCACAAGUAAAGAAACAAGAGGAAGGUUUUGCUCCUUGAACUUAAUCUUGCGAAAACACUGACUUGUGUACACUGUCCAACCCUGGGAGCUGUGCAUCACUGAAAAAAAAAACAGAUCAGCCAUUUUCUUUUCUGAAACCAGCACUUCUCUACUUUUGUAGGCAAACCUCACUCUAACCGCAAGUUGACCAAACGGACCGUGACAUUGGCCCAUUCCGAUGUGAGAGCAGAGGUGUGUUUUCACCAUGUGAACGUUUGGCAAAUUAGCGUCCCCAAAGGAACAAUCACAAACAGACGGAUACACCUGGCAAGGGGCAGCAGCAGCAGCUGUCAGAACGGCGCUUAAGACCCGUGUGGAAUUUUAGAGUCAACACGUAAUUUGCUCUGACCCGUUCAUUAAGUCGUAAAGGCAUUCGGCGUUCUGGAUAGCAUGCUGUUUGACUUCAACCGCAUCAAAGACGGGGGGUCAAAGGGUAAAAGCUUGGAGAUUUUGUGGUGUUUUGUUUAGUUUAUCAAUGGCCACAAGCUCUUUGGGGGUUACAUGGUCACUUGGUAUGGAAGUGGUCGAAAUUCCUCACAAGAAAGUGAGAGGGCAACAGCUUCUUAAUUUCCCCUGCUCAGCAUUUCCCUCCAGUCCAACAUUACCAUCCCCAUCAAGGGUCGCUUUCUCUUUGAAUCCUCUUUGUCCAAAAAAAGGGGACACAAAAUGUGUGGUGCAAUCAUUGCAACCCAUUUCAGCAAAGUCCAUUUUCAAAAGCAUAAGCUAAUGUUGUCUUCGAUACUAGAGGGAAAACCAAGUAUUUUUCAGGCAGCCAUUGGCUGGACGGUAAAACAAUUGUUUUGAAAAAAGCUGUACAUAUAUUUAAAGCAAAUAAUAAAUUCCCACUGAUCUCUUUUGACAAACUGGAUCCUUUUUUUAUUUUGUUUUUCAUGGCAGAAUUCCAAUUAGAACUUUGUGUAGCAAAGGUGUCGACUACCUGCAUCCCCGUCUGUCAUUCAACAAUAACUUGGAAAAAGUCUGUGUGUGAACCCAUUAAUAAAGCAAGGGGCAGGGAAAUGUACUUACCGGUCAGAGCCAAAAUGGGCGCCCUUGUGAACUGAAAGCGUAAUGGCCUGUAGCCAUACUAGCUGUGUGGGUGAACCAAUGUUACUUCCCUACCUGGGUUGUCGCAGUGGACAUUGCUAAAGAGACAACGACUUGCAGAUGGAGCCAACAGGACAACUGUGAAGAUUAUCCAUGAGCAGCACAGAGAACCUGGAAGGGCACUCUCCCUUCGUCUUUGGGCUUGGGACUGAUUCAUACCAUCGAAAUGUAAAUAAAUCUUCCUGCCAAAAAAACUGAUGAGCGUAAGUUUCCACGGGACAGUCCUGUGACUUACCAUCCCAUCAGAGCUACGUCGGGAAAAUCUGUAGAAUACACAAUAUUCUUUGUAUUAGCUCAGCAAUUAAGAGACAUUCUUAUCCCCCACGGUUACACAUGUGGACCGAACGGGGUGUUUUCAUAGCUGCGAGGGAUUUCUGCCUCAUUACUCCAAGGGGAACGACUAAGCAAUACGUACCAUUACAUAAAAUAUUGUUAUUUUUCAACAAAAAAAGAUGUGGUGUCGGCUGAUGACUGGCAGAGCGGGCCAGUGCUGCAAGACCAACAAGAAAAUGCCCUCGAAGACAAGCGCAAUACGAUGCCUUCUCAACCUUAAGACGUGCUUCCUGUUUCAACCCCUGGUGUGGGUCUUCACAGUAAAACUUCCAUUUUAUAUGAGCGGUUUCCAGAAGGUGGUCGUGUGUUAUGAUAACAUCCCCUGCUACCGCAUUCUGUGCUGACAGUCUUAAGGUCUGCAAAAUGUCAAUCACCCUAAAUGCUUAAUAGCCAGAUCUCACGGGGUCACUUUUAAUGUAAGCGGACACUAUUCCCUUGCUAACAGCAUUCAAGAGAGACAUGAGACAGUAAUUACCAUUUAAGUACAAUUUAACACACCACUCAUCCAGAUAUUCUAUGUACUAAUAAGAUAUUCAGCUCAGUAUGCAUACUAUUGGAAGCUCUAUUUUUUAAAGCUUUAUGUCCUGAUAUACUGGUAUGAAUAUUCAUGAAUUGCUGUAAUUUUAGAGUGAACAUCUGUAGCUAGGUCAGUGUAGUGAACCUCCUUUUGCAAGCUAGGACCUUGAGGAUGGGGGAGGAUCAAGGGAAUUCUGGAUUUUGACUCAUUAAAAGAAAUGUGUGAACGCGUCCUGCAACAGGUCAGCCCCAAUAGCGAAGUUCGGUCUGAAUCUAAAUCUCAGUCAUGAAUGAAAAAUGCUGUUCUUUGACACUUCUGUGCCCUCUGCUCACUCAAGGCUCCAUUUUGUAUGGGGCCGAUUUUACGGAAAUCAAUUCACUUCCAUUUGAAGAUGAAGAAAGCCUGGUAGAUCUAAAGUGAAUUUAAAAAAAAAAAAAGAAAAAGAAAAUUGUAAAUGAAUCCUCCUGGGAUCGUAGCCUCAAUGCAAUGCACAGCUGCUACAGAGUCUUUUCAAAACUACACUUCCCCUUCAGGUCGAACCACAAAAUCUCUGCUGGUCUACCUCCUACUGAGAAGCCAUUGUUGGCCGGGGCCCAGGACUUACAGCAGUUGUUCAGCAGUUGAAACACGGGCCCCUUUUCCUUUUUAAAGAAACUAUCCACUGUUUGGCUUUUUGUGCCAUUUCUUUUAUACGUCUAAAUAACAGGUUUAUAUUGCCAAUAUUUAAACAUGCUCUAAUUCUGCAGUGUUAUUCUGAAAAUGCCAGCCUUUGGUGUUUAGUCCUGUCGAUGGCCCGUGUAAGUAUGAGCAAACCACACAUCAAGUCACUUCCUGUUGGGCCAUGGCACUUGCAACAUGGAGAAUCUGAUUGUUUUGUUGGUUUAGGCAUGUAUGCCUCUUUGUCAGAUCUUACUCUAAGAAAAGAAAGCUCUAAACUCAAACCGCUAUGAAGAAAAUAACCAAAAAGGCAAAAAAAAAAAAACUUGAAAAGCCCUCGGCUAGAAUACAAUUUAUUGCUGUCCAAGUUCAAGCCAUGGAUGAAAAUUCCAUUCCAACUUCAUUUGUCAGCGAAAGACCUUUUCCUUUGACAGUUUUGGAAUAUGUCCUUUCAUUUUUAAUUGUUAACAUGUCAGUAGAUUACAUUUUUUUUUAUUAGUUCGGAGCAGAAUGCACAGAGAAAAUAAUUAAUGAGUUCGAUAGGCCUCGUUCUCUUCACGCUGUCAAGCGAUGAGAAAACGUUCCAAGAGCGCUUAAAAACGUCCAGACCUGUGCUCCCUCUGGCCUGGGAUAUUCAGCGCAGCGCGGUAAUUAAAGCAGCAAGCGCAGUCGUUCUGCUUGUGGAGAUAUGCAGAGCGAUAUUUAAGCUAUAGAGUUUCUGUGCGCAAAGUGCUGACAAUAAUUGGUUCCCCCUGGAGAGCACGCAGAAAAAAGGCCUGGAACUGCCCUGCGAAUUGUUCCCUAAUUGCAACCUUGAAAUAUCGCAGCAAGUUUAUGCAUUUUUCCAUAAACACAUGGAUCUGAGCGAGCGAGCGCAUACUUACUGGCUGGAAGCUGAGCGAACAUCCACUGGGUCGUGUUUACAUGGCUCGAUGGUGGCCGGCGUUCUCAUCAGAAUGUCACAGCAGAAUUUUGACUGCUGUCCAAAGCGCCCAACAGGGCAGGUGUCCAAAUUGCUUUUUUUGCAGGGAAAGUGGUAUUACAUGAUUGGAACAGGCCUCUUGUGUAAUGGCCAGACCCACUGCAAUCAAUAAUGUUCAGGAGAGAGAAUGGUUGUUUGGGCCAGUUAUGUUUUUAUUUCCAUUGACUUGUGUUGGAAAUAUGGUAUGGUCAAGAAUUGUAUUAAUCGGACACAAAAAUCCAAGAUUAGAAACUUUCACCAAGUUUCCUUAUGUCAUGAAACAAAAUAUACAAAAUCUCCUUCCUGUAUUAAACAUUUUCAAAAAGUUUCUUCAAGAAUGAAAUAUAGGACAGAGACAUUUGCAUUUGCAGUGUUCACAAUGUUCCCAGACUCUUGUGGUGACUUGGAUAACCUACAUUGGUUCUGCGCUGAUGUCACCCAAGUGAAUAUGUUGCCUCCAUGUCAGGCAGAAACUCCCCAUGUUAUGCCUUUCUCUGCAACAUAUGCCUGCCAUAAAGGUUGUAAAAAAAUAAAGUAUGCAGUUCAAGUUCA